Cokeromyces recurvatus is the source of this 3045-nucleotide messenger RNA. RefSeq names its product Dos2-interacting transcription regulator of RNA-Pol-II-domain-containing protein. Gene Ontology annotation, biological process: iron-sulfur cluster assembly. Bases 1 to 3045 code for a protein of 1014 amino acids. The record is from RefSeq and is a predicted model, not a curated record. Lineage: Eukaryota; Fungi; Mucoromycota; Mucoromycetes; Mucorales; Mucoraceae. The transcript has 15 exons. Gene Ontology annotation, cellular component: cytosolic [4Fe-4S] assembly targeting complex.
AUGAAUAGUUUGGAGAAAGAAGUGACAAAAUAUAUGAUUACAGCAGAUAUAAAUUCUGCAGAAGCCAUAGAAUCAGCUAAAAACUUAGUUCAAAUCAUCAAUGAAGGAUCUGCUCAAGAUAACUUGUUGCAUUUGAUACAAUGUUUAGGAGAACAUCUUACAAAUGAAGAUGAAUUUAUUCGUGCUAAAGCGACUGGACUUUUAUCGAUUACCUUGACCGAUUGUGAACACGAUGUUAUCAAUGAAUCAGCUGUAUCUGUCCUUGUUGAUUUUUAUUGUGAAAGAUUAACUGAUAAGACUUGUGUACAAAAUCUAUUGCAAGGGCUUGUGGCAUUAACAACUUAUUCCAACUUUACUGAUAAGAAUGCUGUAUUUGUUUCAAAAAGAAUUGCACAAAAAGUUGACAUGCAGCAAUUUCCUCAAGCAGUGAGAUACUCAGUUUAUAACAUUUACAGUAAUUUAAUUAAUCGCCAUGUUAACGCCUUAAGAUCUAUCAAUAAUGAGUUUGUAUAUGGGUUUACUCAAAAGUUAGAUGGUGAAAAAGAUCCUAGAAAUUUGUUAAUUGCUUUUCAAAUUAUGAAGAAUAUUGUGAAUAGUUUUGAUAUUUCAGCUCAUGUAGAGGAUAUAUUUGAAGUUACAUGUUGUUACUUUCCAAUCACCUUUAAACCACCCCCUGAUGAUCCAUAUGGCAUCACAGCAGAAGACUUAAAGAUCAGUCUUAGAGAAUGUAUAUCUUCCUCUCCAUUAUUUGCAAAGUUCGCUUUACCUUUAAUUUUGGAAAAGCUAUCAUCUACUGCUGGUAGUGCAAAGAAAGAUUCAAUGGAGACUUUGGCUGCCUGUGCGCCUGUAUAUGGAGCGGCCGCUAUAUUACCUCAUAUUGAUGGAAUCUUUAGUAGUCUUAAGUUGGAAGUGUUCCAGGCUGUUGAACCCUCUUUAGAAGACGCUGCUUUAAAGGCUAUUCAUGCUGUUGUAAAUGCAUUAAAUACUACUGGUUUGAGCACAUCAGAAUCAGAUCCUGUAGAAAAAGCAUUACAGCCUUUGAUUGAAGAAUGUACUACAAACUUAAAAGAUCCUGACAUGAAGGAUUCAAAGCAAACUGGCCGUAUUCUAAGAGCUACUGCAUCAGCUUCUGAUCACUCUUGUCAUUAUAUUGUAAAUAUUAUUAUUCCGCUAGUUUUAAAGCAAUACCGUGAAACAAGUGUUGCUAUAUUAAAAAAGGCAAACGUGGAUAUUAUAAUUGAUCUUUUGGAGGCUUGUAAGACACUUUAUGGAACAGACGAUGAAAUCGAAAAAGUAGAUGAUAACUUUACUUCGCCUUUAAUUCAGUAUAAAGAUCAAUUUUUUGCGAUUUUUGAAUCUUCAUUAAAAGCAUCAAAUGAAUAUAAUCUUUUACGGCUUUCUGGAUUAACAGGAUUAAAGUUGAUGAUUAUAUCAAAAAGAUUUUUAGAGGAAAAUGAAGUGGGUAUUGCUAUUCAAUCUAUCAAUAGUAUCUUAUUAGAUGAACAAGACGAAGAACUACGUUCUGCGGCACUUAAUGCUCUAAGUGUCACUUCACAUAUUAAUAGCAAAUAUGUUAAUGAAAUCACUAUACUAUCUUUAGUAAAUCGACUUCCUGAUACUACGACAAAUCUUAGUUCUAAGGCUUAUUUAUAUAUUCUUCAUGCAUUAGAAGUUUUGGCACCUGUAGCUGCGAUUUACAAACAAGCAAUGCCUCUAUUAAUCCAAAAAUUUGAUCAUGUUUGUGAAAAAGACACAAAUGCUUCAUAUGCACUCGCUAUAGCUCAAUGUAUCUUGAGUAUUCUUAAUACAAAAUCUGCGAAAAAGCAUGAUGAUAUAAUAGGAAGCAUUGAUACUCUAGUAUCUCACUUUAUUACUAAAGCAAUAGAGGCUUCUCUUUGUUCAGAAGAUAACCUUAUAUUAGAUUAUGAUGUUAUGGAAACAUUAGCGUUAAUCACAAUUACGGUUUUCUCGAAAUUAAAUAGCGAGGCCCAAAAGGCUUAUAUAGAUAAAGCUUACAAAUUAUUUGUUGAGGGUCAGUUAUCUGAAUUUGAUAUUAUUUCCUCAACACAAGAAUUCCAGCCUCUUAACCCUUCUUCAUCACCUUUAAGAAAUGAAAAACAAAAAAAGGUUUGCUUACUCUUUGCUGCUAUUGUCUGCUGUUUAAGAAAAGAUGUGAAUUUGCCUGUUUCAAAUCUAGAAAAUUAUCUGAACGAAAUGGUUCAAUUGGUAUUAAGCACGGAUAAUGUUAUUCAAGCCAAUUGUGGUUCAAGGAUGAUUGGUUCUUUGAUUAAUAAAUGGAAAGAUAAUUCGGCCUUAAUUGAAUAUGUUAAAACUACCACAAUAAUGUUAGAAAGCAUAAUCACACAACAAGCUCCAAAUAGUAAAUAUGCUUUAAUGGUCUAUUUAUGGAUAGCUAAAGCGCUUAUCUUACGUACACAUGCUAUGGGAUACGAAUUGACCAAUAAAGUGAUUGAAUGGUGUGCUGAUAACCCAACUAGCAUACAUGUUCCUCAAGGUUUUGACAUCUUGAUUGGUGACGAUAAACUUGCAUUAAACAAAAAUACAUUUGCUACAACUUCCAUUUUGUUCAAGCAAAGAUUCUUUGCAUUUUGUUUGCCUAAACUGAUCGAUGGCUUCCGUUCGGCAGCAGACAAUAUCAAGCCAAAUUAUUUAAUUGCACUUUCUUAUGUAUUAAAAAAUGUCCCAAAGCAAAUUUUAUUGAACGAGUUACCUCCCCUUGUAUCAACGUUAGCCACCUUCAAAUUAGCAGUUGCAGAGGCUUCUAAUGUUGUAGCACCACAGGUUAGAACCAUUUUACCUUCUUUAUUAGCCUUGUUGCAAGAAACUGCUAAUAAUCCAAUUCGUGUACGUGUCGGCGCUCUUGCUUGUCUUGCCGAGUUUCCUGGUUCAAUCGCUAAGGAUAUCCUUAAACCUCAUGUUAAUUAUGUUAUUAGAGAGCUCAGGACAUCAUUAGAUGAUAAGAAGCGAAUUGUAAGAAAAGAAGCAGUAGAAUGCCGAUCUCAAUGGUACACAGUAAUAAAUUAG